This is a messenger RNA of Nasonia vitripennis (jewel wasp), 2436 nucleotides long. It is a transcript of the gene Nipsnap, whose product is annotated as protein NipSnap. The record is from RefSeq and is a predicted model, not a curated record. The coding region runs from base 1162 to 2013 and encodes 283 amino acids. NCBI's taxonomy places the organism in Eukaryota, Metazoa, Arthropoda, Insecta, Hymenoptera, Pteromalidae. Gene Ontology annotation, cellular component: mitochondrion. The transcript has 5 exons.
CUCGCUGCUUAUUGGCAGUGACAUAUUGGAAUCUUCUGAAACGAAUUUUAAUAAUUCUUGACUGCUCUUGCAUUAAUCCAAGAUUACCUGACUUAAGUAUACUUAUAUAUGAUUGUAUUUAUGAAUAUAAAUUCACAAAAAUAUUAUUGUUCAGCAACAAUUAGAAAGAAAAUUAAUCAAAUUACAUCGUAAGCACGACGAAGCACAAAGUCGUACAGCACGAAAUUCAUUACAUUAUCGAUUACUUUACGUAUACUAAAUACAACGCAUACACGCUCUCUAGAACAUUUUCAUCGGAACACGUAUGUAGGUACUUACAAUACUUACAAAAGUCCACUCUAAGCCGCAAAUAACACAGCGUAAUAGUGUGCAAAAAUAUAUUAUAAGGUCUACAAACUGCACGAUCGCUGGCUAAAAAACUUCAAUCACUAUUCAGAAGCGACGCAGCCGAAAAUAAGCAUGUUACACCCUCGAAAUGCGCGAUAAUCGUGCGAAUAUUUUCGGAUCGUUGAGUCGGAGGAAAAAAUAAGUAUACCAAAUAUAACUUGCCGGUAUACAUAUAUACUCACAGCUCCCUGAUAGGCACGUACGGCUUAUCACAAUGUAUGUACAACGCAGGCCGGAGUGGCCGAGGUAAACAAAGGCUUGCAAAAACACACGUAAGCCGUAAGUGGCAGCAGUAUAGGUAUAAGAUAGGUACACUUUUAUAUAUGCGAAGAUUCUCUCGACAGUUCUCGCGACUGGCGAGUCGCAAUUUACUCGCGGAACGGGUCGACGGGCAGAUGAAGACGGUGCUGCCACACCGUUUUUGCACGUCGCGACAUACGAUUUUGCGCAUAGAUAUAAUUUGCCAUUGUAUUUCGUACAGAGGGUCAAAUAAACUUGUAAAUUUAGGUACACUAAUAAUUUUGUAUCUUGGAAUUAAAAGGGCAAUGAAUUUUCGAUAAAAAAAAACUUGACGAAAAGAUGAUCAUCGAUACUUAUAAACAAAGUAGAAGAAACGUUUUCUAGAACGGCGCGAAUUCGAACUUGCCGGCGAUGAUUAUCGUGCGCGGGUGCGGGGCGACACUGUCGCGCAGCUCCUCAUCAGCGGCUUUAUCAAGUCCCGCAAGGAUUGGUCAGCUGUAGCCGGGAACUCGGCUCACCGCAGCUCCAAUAAGAAUGGCCGCCGUACUGAGAAGGAACUUCGGAGCUCUGCAACCGGUCUUCGGGAAGCCACAUUUUCCGCAGUCCAACAAUACCAGACGGCUAACGAAGUCGGCGGAAUGCCAAGACAUCAGCGAAGGAUGGUUCAGCAAGUUGCUGGUCAGGAAAAUCGAGCCGACCAAGGAGUCGCACUCGCGGAUGCUCUCGGACAAGCAGGUCAUCUACGCCCUCCAUACGCACAACAUCCGUCCUGACUCCUACGACAAAUACUUGGCGAACUAUGCUGAAAACGUUAAUCAUAUUCAUUCCCAAAAGCAAGAUUUGAAUCUGGAACUUGUUGGAUCAUGGACCGUCGAGGUUGGAGAUUUGGAUCAAGCUCUUCAUUUGUGGCAGUACAGUGGAGGAUUCCAGAAUAUAGAUAAAGCACAAGCUUUGCUUGCCAACGAUGAACCAUACCAAAAGCUUCUCAAAGAGCGUGGUAAUUAUUUGAGAUCUCGACAUCUACAAUAUUUGUUAGCAUUUAGUUAUUGGCCACCAAUAGUCACAAGAGAUGGUUCAAACAAGUAUGAAAUCAGAAGUUACAGUUUAAAGCCAGGAACCAUGAUAGAAUGGGGAAACAAUUGGGCAAGAGCUGUCAAUUUCAGACGUAACAAUGACGAAGCUUUUGCUGGCUUUUUCUCGCAAAUUGGGCGUCUCUACAAUGUUCAUCACAUUUGGUGUUACAAGGACCUCCAGUCGCGUAAAGAGACACGUGAGAGCGCCUGGCGAUCACCCGGCUGGGAUGAGUGCGUUGCUUAUACGGUGCCUCUGAUUCGUGAGAUGCACUGCCGCAUUCUCAAUCCAACGUCCUUCUCGCCAACAAAGUAAACUCGCUACAUCCGUUGCGCCAACAAAAUAAUAAAAUUGAAGCGCUAAAUAUUGUACAAAAAACAGAAUAAGGUUUGUAGCGACACUGUACCGUGUAUAAAAAAUCGAUAAAGUUUCUUUAUAUCUUCUGUGUAGAAAAAAGAAUGAGCGAGAAAGUUUAUAUAGCAGCUAUUAUACGCAAAUGUCGAACAAUUACGAGCUAGGAACUAGAAAUAUUGAUGAUUAAUUUGUUGAUAGUGAAAUGGUGUUCGUUAUGAAUGUUAUACGUCAAGCAUCAGGAAAUAAGGUAAUAAUGCGAGACUCUACGAACGAAAGAUGUGAAACGAGAAAGAAAAUUUGUAUGCGACGUAUAACGAACAAGGAAUGUAAGAUAACUAUUGGGUAUAUAUAAUAUAAAAUACAGCAACUUGAAUAUUUUUAAUA